AUGACAUCCGUUCUUUUUCUUUUCCUACUCAUUGGUCAAUAUGUCGCCACGGGAGUGCCUCCGGAGCUCGGCUCACCAGAACGUUCACCUCUAGCUGAUUAUCGAGACGUGAAGAUCCAGCUUCCAUGUCCCGCUGAUACUGUUGCGAUCGACAUAGGAGCCCGGGAACAAUCUCCAAUUCGGACCUCACCUGAGGCCUCAAUAUUGUCAAACGAUCAAUUAUCCCGACAAAAUCUGCCUGUUCGAGAUAGUCCCGAGUCAAAGGAGCUCUCACCUUCCGACCGUGGGGCUCACAAGGAUCGUUUUCCCUGGUACAGUUUUGACGAAGAGGAUACCUCAAUUGCCAGACAUCGGAACUACGAUUAUUACGAUCGGUACAGGCCAUGGGAUGAUCUCUCACUUCCCGAAAAUCGGGCGGGCAGACGCGUCGAAGCAAUCCCUUCCACGUCCAACACCAGAACUGAUAUUCAAGUUCUACGGCGGAUUCGAAAUUACGAACUCAGUGAAUCAGCUCGUUUUAACAUCAAAUGUGGGCUUGCGACUGCCGCCGUACUGUCUUUACUGGUAUUCCUGGUGUUGUUCACCAUUUGGGACAUCAAAAGACACAUCGACGGAAGUUACCCCUUCAUUUACAUAGUACAGCCUGGUAGAAAACCCAGACGUCAUUAUUGA
This is a messenger RNA of Puccinia graminis f. sp. tritici CRL 75-36-700-3, 672 nucleotides long. RefSeq lists its product as uncharacterized. The record is from RefSeq and is a predicted model, not a curated record. The coding region runs from base 1 to 672 and encodes 223 amino acids. Lineage: Eukaryota; Fungi; Basidiomycota; Pucciniomycetes; Pucciniales; Pucciniaceae. The transcript has 5 exons.